AUGGGGUUUUGUUCGUUCAAGAGGAAUCUCUCGGAGGAAGAGGAGCUGCAGAUCAAGAAAAGUGCUGCGAUCGACAAGCAACUCAAAACAGACUGGAGAGAGGAAAAAUGCUCGAUCAAACUACUGCUGUUGGGAUCCGCCGAGUCGGGAAAAUCGACCGUACUGAAGCAGUUCAAGCUCAUAUACGGGACGGGGUUUACGAGCGUCGAUCUGAUGACAUAUCGAUCUGCCAUCAUGGGAAACGUGGUCGCCUCAAUGAAAGCGCUCAUCCAGGGAUCGAUAGAUUUCGCGAUCCUGGUCCAUGUGAAGGAUUCCAAGGAGAAAAUGGCAAUGAUCAUGGACCUGCCGUACGUGUUUAUGAAUACGGCCGGCCAGGAGAUGAUCUCGUCCGAGGUGCUCAAAGCCAUGGAGACUUUGUGGGCCGACCCCGGGAUCCAGAUGUGCUAUCAGCGGUCCCACGAGUUCCAGCUCCCAGACAGCUGUGCAUACUUCAUGAACAAGGUCCGAGAGAUCUGCUCGCCAAACUACACCAUCACAAACGACGACGCCCUCCGUGUCCGGAUCAUGACCACCACCAUCACCGAGAGCAAGUUCAACAUCAACGGCGCCAUCUAUCGGGUCAUUGAUGUUGGUGGCCAGCGCAGCGAGCGGCGCAAGUGGAUCCACUACUUUGACGAUGUCCGGGCGGUUCUGUUUGUGUCGGCCGUGGGGUCGUAUGACCAGACGAUCUCUGAGGACCGGUCAACCAACCGAAUGAUCGAGGCACUGGAUGUGUUCCAGAAGGUGGCCAACAGCUCGGCGCUGUCGAACACAGCGUUUCUCGUUUUCCUCAACAAGAUCGAUUUGCUGGAAGAGAAGCUGAGCAACCCGAGCAAACCGUUCAACAAGUUUUUCCCAGACUUUCAAGGCCAGCCGUCGCUCGACGCCGUUCGCAACUACUUUGUCGGUCGAUUCAAGAUGGUCAACAAGAACCCGGAUCGGCCACUGUAUUUCUAUGUGACUACGGCAACGGAUACGCAACAAACGAUCAUCACCCUCAAGGUCGUCGCCGACAUUGUCAUGCAAACGAACCUUCGCGAAUGCGAGCUGUGAACGGCGGAGGCGAUCAUCAGUAUCUGUGAGUUGAUGAGAACAGCGAGUCUGCCACAGUCCACGACGAGGACAACCGUCUUCCGCGAGCAGAAAGUGAAAUGAAAGAUCUCUACACUCCACUUCUUUUCAUUCAGCAGCGACAGAAUUAUAA
Molecule: messenger RNA, 1243 nt
Organism: Polychytrium aggregatum
Lineage: Eukaryota; Fungi; Chytridiomycota; Chytridiomycetes; Polychytriales
Product: guanine nucleotide-binding protein G(o) subunit alpha
Exons: 6
Coding region: 1-1092 (363 amino acids)
Biological process (GO): adenylate cyclase-modulating G protein-coupled receptor signaling pathway; Rho protein signal transduction
Cellular component (GO): heterotrimeric G-protein complex
Molecular function (GO): GTPase activity; G protein-coupled receptor binding; G-protein beta/gamma-subunit complex binding
Source: RefSeq, a predicted model, not a curated record